GCCAGAUUUGUUUACAUGCGACAACCACAAAAAAAUAUUUUAAGAAACAAUAGAUUAACCUAAUCAGUCAUGACUCAUUGAUCAGAUUAAAGUGCCUCAUGGGUAAACUAUUCAGUAAGAACAAGGGCCCCAAGCACCAAGCUCAAGGCUUUGACAGUAUUGAGGGAGGGAUGAAGUCUCGUUCAAAUCGCCAUGAAGAAUCCAGGCAUGGCAAGUAUGAUGCAGGUGUUCCUGCAGAGAUACAUGCUGGCAAUGGUCCAGUCCACUCAGAUUCUGUGGUCAGCCUGGCCAAGAUACAGCCAGGGCUUUGCUUGUCUGGGAGCAAGGACAAGACGAUAGUUCUGUAUGACUACCACAACCACCGGCUAGAGGACAGAUGGACAGGACAUGAUCGAGAAAUCACAAAGGUUUGCUAUGGUAUUCACUGUAGAGGAGUGUUCAGUGCGUCCCGGGACAAGACAGUUAAACUGUGGCACAGAGGGCAUGCCAGCCCGAUCAGGGAGUUCAACAGACAUGAACUGGUCGUUUCAGCCAUAGAUUUAAACAAAGACAACAGCCUGCUGUGUAGCGGGUCUCGUGACAACACAUUGAAACUGUGGGACGUGGAGACAGGACAGUUUCUCAGAGAAAAUAAGACAUCCAGAAAUCUAGUCACAGAUGUGAAGUUUGUAGCCGAUAGUCACCUUCUAGUCCAGACUGGGGAAGAUAAAGAAGUCAGGUUGUUUGACACACGGACGAUGUCAAUCACCCACAACUUCCCCCGCAAACAGUACAUCCAGAUGUGUUGUGAUGUUAGCCCUGACGGAAACUACUGCCUCACGUGUAGUAACGGUUUUGGUGGCAAUGGGUGUGAAGCUACGCUAUGGGAUCUGCGAAGCCUACAGAUUAUUCAGGAGUACCACGGUCACUCUGAGGCGCUGGAGUCGUGUAUAUUCCUCCCAUCCCCCGGUGAUCGCCCGCUACUGGCAACCUCUUCCCGGGACUGUUCAGUUCGCGUCUGGGAUCAAAACUCACGAGCAUGUAUUGCCCAGUGUACCAUCAGCUGUUCUGGCCCCCUCACGUCACUUAUAGCAUAUGAAGAUAACAGCAUUUGUGUGUCAAGUUUCAAUGAAGGAAUCCAUGAGCUGAAAUUAUAUCCCAGUGAAGGAAGACUAGUACAACGGACUAGGUUCUAGUGUCGAACAACCAUUACCUGUCAGGUUAAAGCCAACAGGGUGUGGUGUAAAACAACAUGCCACAAUGUUCCAGUGUAAAACAUGCCACAACGUUCUACUGUAAAACAUGCCACAGCUUUCUAGUGUAAAACAGGCCAAAACGUUCUACUGUAAAACAUGCCACAACAUUCUAGUGUAAAAAAUGCCCGAUGAUUUAUUGUUUAACAAGUCUCAAUGUUCUAAUGUAAACCAUGCCACGUUGUGCCAUUGUAAACCAUCCACAAUGUUGAAGUGUGAACAUGCCACAAAAAAUGACAUUGUGCCAGUGUAAAACAACAUAACCAGAAGAUUCAAAUGUGAAAAACAUGCCAUACGUUACUAGUGUAGAUCAUGCCACAAUUUUCUAGUGUUAAACAACAUACCAGAUGAUUCUAGUGAAAAACAACUUUACAAGAAGAUUUAAAUACAAAAAAGAUGCUAUAAGAUUCUAGUGUAAAGCAACAUGCUGUGUGAUGCUGGUGCGAAACGUAUUGCCAUACAACAUGUUGGAUGAUUGCAAUGUAAAACAUGCCAUAAGACUAGUGUUAAACAUGGUAACACAUUGGACGGUUCUGGUGCAAAUAUGACAAAAGAUUGUGGUGUAAAACAACAUGUGGGAUGGUUCAGGAGUGCCUAAGGCUGUUUGAAAUAACCAUAGCUGUUUGAAGUGCCCAAGGCUGUCUGAAGUCCCAAUACAGCUGACAUUAUGUGUUGAACAAUAUGCUACAAGGUUGUAAACCACAUGUCAGGAUGUUUCAAUCCAUUCCAAUAUAUUCCAGUGUUGAACUGUACUUUGAAACCUUCUGUGAUUUAUUUUAUUCCCUUGUUUAAAGUUCAGGGGGUACAGUUUUGCAGUCUGUGGUAAAUGCUUUUAGAUGUGUAGAAUAUUUGGGGCAGUGGGAUAACCAAUUUCAUAGGAAGCUCAUGAUGUUUUGUACUAUUCAAUGUCACAAAAGACAAGAAGACCAUCAGUCCUUUACCACCAAGAAAAGAUCUCACCACCCUCAGGCCUUCAUGUUGAAGUAUACAUACAGACUGGUGUUGUUAUUUGGAUAAAUGUCUAUGUUUUGAGCAGAAUCUCAAAUGUGAUAUUAGACUGACAGGUUAAUUUAAAAAAAAUAAUGCUGUUUUCCAAAAAAAUACAUAAUAAUUUAUAAUUUAGUUAAAGUUACUCAAACAUAUAUUCAAAAACAUUAACUUUGUUUUGACAUUACUUAAAAACAAUUGAAGAGUUUGUAACGAAACUUAGUAUGAAUACAUGUACAUACAUUGACAAUUCAAAUAUAUAUGUAUUCAGCAAGUUCCAUUACUAAGGCUGACUAAUUUCUUAACUAAUUAGAUUUUUUUAACUUUUUCCAUUAAUCCAUACUAAAAUUAAAAGAAAAGAUGAAGUGUUUUUAUCAUAAAAGUAUGUAUUUUCAAUAAAUCAAUGGAAAAAUAAAGUUAUUCAGAUAUUAUUAGGUUAUAAAAUCAUAUGUCACCAGUGAGAUUCUAUAAAGUAAGGAAAUGGCUUGACUGGGCUUAUGAUUAGGAACAGUCUGAAGUCCAAGUCUAGACUCAGACUCAGAAAAGCCCUUUUAUUAAAUUACUAAAAAUCAUCUUUAUUCUAUUGGUUAUGCAAAAAAAAAUGUAAAGAACUUAACAUUUUUAAAUAGAAAUACAAUUCAGCAAAUUUCAUCAUGAAUACUCAACUAGAAAUAAGGUUACAAUGAAAUGAAGAGUUGCAGUGUUGCCACGUGAGUCUGAACUCAUCCUUGAGACUGUUUGUAAACAUGACCCCAGGCCCAGAGAAAUGGAGGACAAUAGAUUUGUGCAUCUUGUGGAUUUCUUUUACUUAUUUUAGGUAUUUGCAAUUGUUUAUGUAUUGUUGUAAUUAAUUUAAUAUUUAUUGCUUGUGUCUUUCAUUAUUUCUCUAACAUUCCUAUGUUUUGGACGGUAUAUAGUAAUCUAACUAUCUGUUUGUCCAAACCGUUUCCUAUCAAAAACUAAAGAACUCUUGUACAUAAGAACCUCAAACUUGGUAUACAGAUAGGUGAUGACCAGCAGAUGACUCAUAUUGAUUCUUAGGUCAGUAAGUCAAAGGUCAAGGUCUUGGUGAAUUAUUUCCAAUCAAUUUGCAGAACCUUUUCCUUUACAAAGUUUGGAACAAGAAGAAAGAGUCAAAUGAAAAUUGCAUGCAAUCCAGUCAAACUACACAGCUUUGUAGAGCGUCUCUUGAAAGCAAUUGACAAGAUAAAUUGGAUCAAACCUUUUAUAUAUAUAACAUAUAUGUCAUUUACUAAUGGCUAUCCAUCUGACAAGGCCCAUUCAGGGGCACUUGUCACGUUCAGUGACAGUUGAUGAAAACAAUUUCCAAAAGUCGGUUUUAAAAUUAGAACAUUAAAGUCAAUGAAAUUGCUUUAUUACAUUUAAAAGCCAUUAUAUGGUUGUUAAGAUGGACCCUUGUAAGUGUUUGAUGUUGUAUUGGAUGAAAAUUAAAUGAUUUAAAAUACA
Molecule: messenger RNA, 3686 nt
Organism: Mya arenaria
Lineage: Eukaryota; Metazoa; Mollusca; Bivalvia; Myida; Myidae
Product: WD repeat-containing protein 31-like
Exons: 10
Coding region: 99-1175 (358 amino acids)
Molecular function (GO): protein binding
Source: RefSeq, a predicted model, not a curated record